Messenger RNA from Aureobasidium subglaciale EXF-2481, 2570 nucleotides. RefSeq lists its product as uncharacterized. Gene Ontology annotation, biological process: regulation of DNA-templated transcription. Gene Ontology annotation, cellular component: nucleus. The record is from RefSeq and is a predicted model, not a curated record. Bases 154 to 2229 code for a protein of 691 amino acids. NCBI's taxonomy places the organism in Eukaryota, Fungi, Ascomycota, Dothideomycetes, Dothideales, Saccotheciaceae. The transcript has a single exon. Gene Ontology annotation, molecular function: transcription cis-regulatory region binding; DNA-binding transcription factor activity.
GAACUCAACACGCUGCCGUCGAAUCGUUGAGUCAAUCGUCGAGUCCAUCAAACAAAAUUGAUCGAGGUAAAUAUCGCGCAUCCUUCCCUCGACGACCGUGGAGCGCUCCCAGUCAACUAACGACGCGUCGCAGUAACCGCAUCCGCCUUCAUCAUGGAGUCCCCCACUGUCGACACCGUGACCCAGACCCCUGGCACAACCAAGAGCAAGGCCGGCAAGCUGAAGACUUACGCCAAACAACGCGCCAGCUCGGCCUCGAAGCCAAUGAGAAGCAGCGCACGCAUUCGCGCUGCUUCCGAGGAGUUGAUCGAACAGCAGACUCCUGCACGACCCAGCAUUCCGCAAACCAUUGACGAAACUCCAGUACAAGCCAAGGCCGCCAGAAAGACACGAAAGCGCAAGGCUGACACGGCCGCAUCACCUGUUGUCGAUGAAGCUAUGGCCGACGCUGCUGUUGAGGAGCCAGCUGCACAGCCCGCCAAAAUUCGCAAGCGUCGCUCAAAGAAGCAGGCCGAGGCAGAAGUCGAGCCUGAAGAAGAACAGGAGGCCGAAGUGCCAGAAACACAGGAGCCCGGCGAGGAACAAGCCGAGGAGCCACUCGAAGACGCUGAGGAGCACCCCGCUGAACCCGAGGAAGCGCGCGAGGAUGUAGUCGAUGAGCCUGAGGUUGAAGCUGGCGCCGCGGAUGAGGAGCCCGAAGAGCCGAUCGACAACACGGAAGGCGACAUUAGCCAAUUCGAGGUACCGCCGGACUCUGACAACGGAGAGGAGGAAGCCCAAACUUCAUCAGCGAAGCCAAAGACAAAACGCAAGCGUCAAUCCACCGAGAACGGGUCGCCUGCUCCAUCAGUCAAACGCGUCAAGCGAGCCUCAAUGCCACGAGCAGCUGCCGGUGACUACCCUGAGCAUGGUCCAUUCACGCCUGUCGAGUGUGACCUGAUCGAGACUCACUUGGUGCAAUUCUGUCUUGACAACGGAUUGUCGCGCGAUCAGCUCGUAAACAUGAUCCAGGCAUCAUCACGGGAAAUGAGCAAAAUCUACGUCGACCUCGCCACCGACGUCCUGCCACACCGCAACCGUCGCGCCGUCCAACGCUACUGCCGCCGUCACUACAACAACUUCCAACGCGGUCGCUGGACCGAGGAGCAAGAUGAGUUGUUGCGCAACGCCUACGCCGAGAAUCCCAACAAGUGGGUCAAGAUUGGCGAACGUGUCGGCCGCAUGCCAGAGGACUGCCGCGACCGCUGGAGAAACCACGUCUCGCUCGAUCAACGUCAUACCGAUGUCUGGACCCAGGACGAAGAGCAACGUCUGGCCACCGCUGUACGUGACUGUCUCCGAGCCGUCGAAGCUACCAUGGACACGACACUCGGCCGCGAGAACGAAGACGACUACAUUGCUUGGAACGUCGUGGUGCAAAAGAUGAAUGGCUCACGCAACCGCCUCCAAUGCAGCAUGAAGUGGCGCAAGAUCAAGCAACGCGUCAUCCGCGAGGAGGCCAACCAAACCGAACGCGAAGAAGCCAUUAAGCGUGGAGAAAUCGCACCUACAGAAGAAUACGACGACGGCAUGACAUCGCCCCACACGACCACCCGCUGGAAGGCCGAAGCAGCCCGCCGCUUCGACGAGAUGACCGUCGGCGACAUGCUCGACGUAACACGCGAAACACUCUACGGCGCACAAAUGGGAGCCUUUGCCAGCAAAAACACCUUCUGGGCUGUCGUGACCAGAUUACAUGCAGGCUCCCCCUGGUCAACAGCAGACCGCAAGCAAGUGUACAGAAAACUCAAGGACACCGCUGGCGACCAAAAGGAUUUCCGAGGUAACCUCGAAGCUCAGGUUGAAUGGCUCGAGUCACACUUUGAUGCUGAUGCACUGGCUGUGCGCACGGCUCCUAAGCAUAGAGCUAGUCAUGGAGGUAGAAGAAGCACGGGCACUUUCCGCAGUGAGGAGAAGGUGCACGAGUCUGAUGAUGAGGGAGAUGUGACUAUGCCUUCUAUAGGUGUGCAGCAGCAAAUUGAUGAGGAGAUGGCUGAUGCUGUUGGUCACAAUGGCGUUGAUGCUGAGAUGACUGCUGAACAAGAAGCCGAGAUUAAUGGAAAUGGAAACGGAUAUGCUCAAGAGGAGGAACUUGCAGAGCAGGAGCAGACACAGGUUGAGGAAGAGCCGGAAGUACCACAGAGCCCGCAUGUCAGCGAGUCUGAGCACGAGGAGGCCGAUUACCAGUAAGCGAUUAUAAUUCCGCGACGCAGAGGCUGAGGAACGGUUGGAAGGAGAUGGGGGAGUGGACGCUACAAUGAUCCGGAAGGCGGAUGGAUUGGGUUUGCUUCGUUGUGUAAUUUUUUUUGCCUUUGUUGCUGUUCUUUCUGCCUUUGUUGCUUUUUUUUCUUCUGAUAUCCAAAGUUACCAAUCGAGUAUUUUCUUCCCUCCACUGUCCCUUUCUAGCCAUGGGUCAUAGGUGGCUUGGCUUGGUUGCGACUGCAAGUGCAGAGCCUUGUAUCCAUCAAGGUGCAAGAGCAAGAUGUUGGAUGGACGUUUAGGCUUCGGUCAGGGUUAUAUACUUCAACCAA